Molecule: messenger RNA, 1389 nt
Organism: Alternaria arbusti
Lineage: Eukaryota; Fungi; Ascomycota; Dothideomycetes; Pleosporales; Pleosporaceae
Exons: 2
Coding region: 1-1389 (462 amino acids)
Source: RefSeq, a predicted model, not a curated record
AUGGCGGAGAUCUUUGGUACUAUAGCAGCAGCAGUCACUCUGGGGCCAGUCAUACUCAAACUCGGCCGCGAACUCCGUGACGGAGCCAGAUCAGUCAAAUUUGCGCGACGCGAACUCGAAGAAUUGGUUAACGAGAUGAGCAUAUUUACAGCUCUUACUUACGAAUUUUACAAUGCCUGCUCUACCAAAAAGAAACAGACAGAACUGGUCCUGUCAGCUCAAGAACGUUUAGCCGACUGGACUGAAGCAGCUAUACAAGAUUUUGAGCAAUUGUCAUACACUGUCGACGCACUGUCUACAGAUCCUAUCUACCAGCAUACCGCUUAUCAAGUAGCCCGCGCCCAUUACGAUUGGUACCGUAGCAAGAGCUAUCUAGAAUACCUACGCGCCUCCCUUAGCGUAGCGAGACAAAGCAUGAACGGGUUUACGAAUGUCUGCAAUAUGGAAUUGCUAGACGAACAACUUGUGUACCUCAAGUCAGUACUCACAACUCAACAAAGAAAGGAGAUAGAACAGGAAUUUGGCAUGCCGGUGGAGAAGCGCAUCAAGGUCAUACAAAGCAUCAGAGACGGACGCGAAUUCCAGCAGAUCGAACUACUUGAAAACCUUAGAGAAGCUUCGAUUAAGGUCUCAACAUUCGAAAAGCAGAACCAACGUACUAAGCCGGCUGAGCAGACCACACAAAUACUGGCAUUCUCGGAGUCAGUGACCCAAUACGUUGAUCGAAUCUUACCUCUAGACAAAGAUGGCAACAGGCCACCUCGUUCAUCACCGCGUUCUAGGAAGGGAUCAAGGUCACCCCGUCACGACUCAUCGCAGACGUCUCAAUCCACUGCUACUAUUCGAACACAAUCCACGCAGCCUUUGUACCAGGGUGCGUCAGCGGCAAUAUCUCCUCCAACAUCUCCUGAGCCCCAGAACAGCCCGCAAGGAUAUGUUCCUUCGGAAUGGGGGUCGCAUUUGGAUCUACCCAUACCGGCUGAAAUAAUGCAUCUCGAGCGGUUCAAGCCGCUCAGGCUCAAAGAGCCGCUCAAGCCCAUCAAUAAUAGAACGAAAGGGAGAGCGGGUCCCGGUCCAGUCACACAGCAGACACGGCUAAGCAGCCAACCUCCGAAGUCUCCAUCAAUCCCACACUACAAGAUAGAUAAACGCGAUACAGCAGAGCCCAGUACUCAACCUACAAAGGAAGCCAAUACAAGAGCCCGUGUUGAGCCUGUUAUCCAGGAAGAGUUCGUAGACGACGCAGAAGAUGGAACUUCUGAAGAAGAAGGCCCACCCAUGGAGCAGACUAGGAAGGCGGGACCGAGUAUAUGGCAGGCUACUGGUGCGUUUGGGGGAGAUAUGCCAAGGGGUUUGCGUAUACGGCGGCAAAGGAGUCAGUCACCUUAG